Messenger RNA from Fonsecaea multimorphosa CBS 102226, 1956 nucleotides. RefSeq lists its product as uncharacterized. The coding region runs from base 1 to 1956 and encodes 651 amino acids. The record is from RefSeq and is a predicted model, not a curated record. The transcript has 3 exons. NCBI's taxonomy places the organism in Eukaryota, Fungi, Ascomycota, Eurotiomycetes, Chaetothyriales, Herpotrichiellaceae.
AUGGCGGGCCAGGGCAACAAGACCGUGACAGCGUACAGAAUCACCAAUGUCUGCAUCAUCCUGACACUCGGCUACAGUAUCCUAUCCAUAGCUGUGUUUCUGAGAACAAAGGGAGCUGUGUGCUCGACAACAUCUUCGGGAGUUAACCUCUCGAUUGCCUUUUCCUUACCUACCAUUAUGAUCAUGGGAGUCCGAUGUUACCUCAUGUUCCAACAGAGGAGCAAAGCUUUGCAGACUAUAUCACCCUCGACCGCAUCACCAAGGCUGGAGUCGGCUUGUACGACUUGUGUCCAGGUCCUGGUGAUUUUGUGGAUGAUCCUGGGUUGUGUCAAUCUCCUUGUUGCGCUGCGAGCGCCCACGUGUCUGAGAGAACCGUUGGAGGCAUGGCAGAAUGAACUGCAAGAGCAGAACUGGAGAUACGGGCUGUCUUGCCGGCUGCACCGCGCUCUGGUAGCCUUGUCGGUCCUGAUGGCCAUCUUCAUGGCCUGCCUCUCCUUCUUGGACCAACAACAUCCAUCAUCUUGUCGUGGGGCGGGCGUCUUGAACUGUUAUUGUACCUGUCUAUCUCGCAAAGCUCCCUCAAAAGUCCAUACCCCAGCUCUAUCGGUCUCCAGCAGCCGUUCUGGUGUGUCAGUUGAGAAAAACGACCAUCUCUUCCUCGUCCCCGAACGGCGCCCGAACAGAAUCGAGCACGAACAAUGGCUACAGCGCCGCAACAGCUUAUCGUCUCAAAAGGCCAUCUAUCCACACAAGUACUAUUACUGCCACGACCAUCGCAACAGGUACCAUUACCAACCUUACACCUUCUCACAACAGAGCAGCAGCCGAUACUCGAGUACCCUGCGCUCGGUCUCUGAGGGCCGAUGCUUGGACCUGGGUGACCGGAAUUCGUCCCUAUGCUCGUCGCAAUCCUCCUCUACUUCGGUCGGUAUCUCGAGGCCGUCGACUCAGACUCGUCCAUCCACCGUUUGCUCGCGGAGCCGAGCUAACAGUAACCCAGAGAGAGGAGAUCUGCGCCGGACGAUAUCCGCAAAUGACAAUACUCCUGCUGCUGUGGUAUCUGAUGUGCCACCCCUUCCCACCGCUCCGGCUCCGACGUGGUCUCCAGCGCUGCAUCAUACGCCACUGAGUGCCGAUCCUACCAUUCGAGCACUUAGUACCGGGUCGGCCUUGACACUCCAAUCGCUGCUGUAUUCAAAGGUGUCAGUGUCUCCAGAUUCGCAAAUAGUUGCCCAAGCUGGUGGAAACAUCAACACCGCCUUCACAGCGGGCCCUCCGACAGCUAAGCGUGAGGCGGCUGAGUCUUCUUCUUCCUCUUCUUCGUCGUCGUCCGGGCCAAGCGUCACGUCGACGAAGCUUGUAAAGAAGACCACCACCACCACAGAGCAGGCAAUAUCACCAAGAAAGCAGGUGCCGACGCCGAUGCCCUCUGUGCCUCCUCCACCUGUACCUCUGCCCACACAGCCUCCAGCAGCGCGUCGAGCAGCAGCAGCAGCCCCAGCUAUACCUGCCCGCGCACCAGGCCACCACCACUCAACGACACCUGGAGGUCCCACAGCGACAGCGACAUCACGGCCCACGACUCGAUCAAGAUCCGCCUCAGCAUCGGCCUCGACCGCUCCUGCUCCAGUUCGUGCGAAUCUCCGCCGGCCCAGUCCCAUCCGCUACAGACAUUAUCACCACCACCACCAGUACGCACACGGUAUGGGUUCAAGCCACAGCCAGACCCAACCGCCGCUGCCACUGCCAUUGCAGCAGUACCAACACCAACGCAUCUGGCGGCGCGAGAACAGCACCAAUCCUUCAAGCAUCUACUCGGCCAGCAGCUACGGGACUGGAAGUGAACGGACCACAUCGGUCUUGACGACCUCAAGGGGUAGUACCAGCACAAGCACCACCACUGCUGCUCCACAUGCGAGCCGCAGACCUGACACUGCCGGCGCAACGCGGCAGUAA